This is a messenger RNA of Olea europaea var. sylvestris, 501 nucleotides long. Its product is annotated as S-protein homolog 5-like. The coding region runs from base 1 to 501 and encodes 166 amino acids. The transcript is spliced from 3 exons. The record is from RefSeq and is a predicted model, not a curated record. Lineage: Eukaryota; Viridiplantae; Streptophyta; Magnoliopsida; Lamiales; Oleaceae.
AUGGUAUUCUACCUAACGUCUUUUGUGCGUGCUUAUGUUUUGCUUGUUGUUCGUGUCAAUAGAAGGCUAGCUAAGAGCCCCUGUGUUUGGCAUCAAAUAUUAUGGAACAAGAAAAAUGAUAUUAAGUUGGAGCGAAGAACUAAUAUAAAGGAAGGCGUUUGUUUCUUGAGUAAAAGAUAUCAGGUUCAUGUCGUUAAUAAUCUCCCUGGAGACAUUCCAACAUUGACAAUACACUGCGCAUCAAAGGACAAUAAUCUUGGAUUCCAUCAACUCCCAUUAAAUUAUGAUUUUCAUUGGAGUUUUUGUGAGAAUGUAGAAGAGGUUACAUUGUUUUUCUGUCAUUUUUGGUGGGGUCAAAAAAACAUAGCUUUUGAUGUUUUUAGUAACGUCUUUAGUUUGUCUGAUUGUAAGAAUGCGUGCUAUUGGUCAGUACAGAGUGAUGGAUUUUAUUUUUCUGGUCAUUACCCUCCACAGAAUUUCGUGAAAAAAUAUGUUUGGUAG